ACAGCUCUAGCCGCUUAUUUGUCUUGUAACGGUCCCAUUCAAUCCACUCCCUUUCCUUCGCACUCACAACACGGCAACUCGGAACACGGCACAGAAGCAGAACCAUCACCAAGCAACACGGUGAAAGAUUGAGUUGAUUGGAGUGUCGUUCGUGUUGUUGUUGUUGUUUUUCAAUUAAUUGUUCGUCUAGCUAGCUAUUAGCUAGCUUUAGUUUUGCUUUGACCAUGUCGGCUGGACAAGGCAAUAAUACAGAAGCGUCUCAGUUGCAUCGUCGUUUGUUUUAUGCGAAAUGGGAGGAGAGCAGUCAGCAGCCAGAAGGCAACAACAAUAACAACGACAAUGAGCCAGCAGCUCCAGUACCGGAAAACCCGAAUAGUGUGAUUAUGUUGUUUGAUUCGCCGACACACUGGCACGAUGGUGAGUAUGAGAGAGCCACACAAGAUCAACAAGGAGGCGCUGCUGCUAAUGCGAAUAAUGACAAUGAUGAGGACGCCGAACAGCAAAUUCUGGCCAUGGAGCGGACGAUGGAAGCCAUGUCGCGUCGGUACAUGGACAAUGUGGUGAAUCAGAUGCGAGGCAAUAAUAAUGAAGACGAAGAGGAGCGUCCAGCGCGCAUCAUGAUUGGAGGAUUGGGCGGUGGUGCCAUGCUUAUGGGAGGAGGAGGACCACCCUUUGAUUUCGCACGAAACAUGGCGCGGCGGCGAAAUGCCGUCGUUGAUCGUCCACCUAACAAUGUCGCAGCACAGCCAGCUCCUCCUCCGCGACCCAACAACAAUGAGGAACCUCCGCGUCCAGACGCUCCUCCUGCCGACAAUGCCAACCAAGGCGGUGCUGCUGCCGCGCAAGGCAUUGGACGAGCGCUCGGAGACUUGAUGCGGCGUGCCCUAAGAGGAAUGGGCGGCGGAAGGAACAACAACCAGCGUCCUCCGCGCCGUCGUCCUCGCGAAGAAGCAGCUGGGAAUGACGAACGACCACGACGUCGUCCUCGUCGUCAAGCACGCGAACCACCCGCUGCGGCAAUGAUGGUCGAAGUCCGCAUGGUACAAGGACCCGACGGAAGACUCGUUCCCAUCAUGCCAAACAAUAAUAAUAACAAUCCUCUCAUGAAUGCCAUGAUGAUAGGAGGACCACCACCACCAGGAGGAGACAACAACAACAACAAUGGUGCACAGCCAAAUGGAAAUAAUGCCGACAACAACAAUAACAACGGACCGGACCCAUUUCACAACAUGAUUGCCGACGCCCUCAAUCAAGCUCUAGGACAGAUCCACGGUGGACCCCCUGCUCCGCCUCCACAACAAGGAGCCAAUCAAAACAAUAACAACAACAAUGAGGAUCCUCCUCAGCAAGGAGAAAAUCAAAACAACAAUGAUGAGGCUCCUCCCCAGCCGAAUCAAAACGAGGACAAUGGCAACGACGACAACAACAACAAUAAUAAUGACCCGGCUCAGGGAGCAGCAAACCAACCGCCACCAGCAGGAGCCAACAAUAAUAAUCCACACCAGGCCAUUGGAGAGGCCAUUGCACAAGCGAUUCGUCAAGCCAUGAUGGGAGCGCCAGCAAAUAACAACAACAACGCUGCCGCCGCAAACAACAACAACAAUAACGCUGCCCCAAACAACAACAAUAAUGGUCCUCCGCGACCGUUCAUGCCACGACCAUUUCGUGUCAAUGUCAAUUUGCGAAACGCAAACGACAAUAACAACGCUGCCGGCGCAAACAACAACAAUGACAACCAGGGGCCUGCACGGGUCGGGUUUGGCGCCAUUCCCAUGCCCAUUUUCGAUUUUGGACAAGUCGUAAACCAGCAACAGACCCAUCCCAAGUGGACAUUGGACCAAUUGCGCCAGACGUUGGAACAAAGACAUGAAACAGCCACGACGUUGCAUUUGGAUGUCAUGGAAGGUUCGUGGGAUGCCAUGACACUGGAAGACUGGAAACAGACCUGCACCAUGCUUUCGGCGGCACUCCCCAAUGUCACAAAAAUCCAAGUCACUUACGUCGAACACUUGAAGGAUGCCAAAUGGGCCAUGUUGUUGUCGCACUUUCCCAACAUUACCAGUCUCAAGUUCAAACACAUUGGACCCAUGCCACUCACAUUUCGGCAAAUUGGACACUUGAAGCGCUUGGAUCAGUUGUCGUUGCAAGACGAUACGUACGCCAGAUCCUCCAGUCGAGGAUUGUGUCCCGUGGCGUCGAUUGCGCUGGCAAAGGCACUGCUCAAACUCAAGUCGCUGUCCCACUUGACGAUGAAACAUCUCAUUAUGCAGGAUCCCCGUGCGUGCUGGAUUCCUCUGCUGAAGUCGAUUCGGAAAAUGCCUACCCUCGCACAGAUCCAAGUCAAUGGUGGCUGGCAGCAGCGGCCCGCUGGAAAUCGUCCGGGAGCUCCACUCAUUUGUCAUCGUAUCAAUUUGAGUGCUUCCAACUUGGAAAAAAUGCAGUAUGGACCCCGUAUUUGUGCGGCCCGCAAAGAACAUUUAGCCAGUGACGAACCGACCAUGAUCAAUUGGAUUGAUGCCCUGGCAUCCGUCAACGACCGAUUUGACUGCGUGCACUACUUUUUGACCCAAAUGGAUCCCAGCGAUCUAUCCCGCGCGGGGUUGGAAGGGGCAGUCGCGAAAGAAGCACGAACUGUCGUCGAGAUUGAGCCAGUGGAUUGAUUAGGCAGGCCAACGCAAAACACACACACACAAGACAAAUCACAUCACAUCAUUACGCCGACAAGCUAUACCAUCGUGUCGGAUCGGGGGAAUAUAUCUUUCUUUAUUCAGGCAAUUUUCCAUCAUUUUGGAGUUUAUGUACAAGUACUGCUAUGCUAGACGCUAUUCAAAGACGACCGCGAUACAAUGCAAUACACAAAAUAACGUAACUAACCCAAUUUUGGAUCUUGGCUACCUAGAGAAAGACGUUGCAAAGAGUCUAGCUAGAUGGCUCGACCAGUAGUUUUCUUGACAAUCUCUCCCACCUCUGGAAAAUCGAACAGAUCGUGGUCUCCAUCCUCUACGGUAUAGAAUUCCACUUGAUCCUUGGUGGAGAAUAGUGUUUCGUAGUUGCGACUUGUGCUCUCGGGCAAAAAGUCCUUGGCUCCGUGGACAAUGGAGACUGGAAAUGUCGUUCCGGAGAAGCGUUCUUUCAGGUCUGGAAUCCAGUUGUGCUCCAUCCCCAUUGACAAGAACGUAGCGUAACAGGCAAAUCCUCCAAUGAGUUUUGGAUCCACUGGCUCCUUUUCGUUACUGGUGUCGACGGCACGAUAGUAAUGCUUUGCAAAACCGGCUUGUCUCAAUGCCAAUGUCUCGUCGGUUUCUUUGGGAAGCGAUCCAAAGUCCAUGUACACCUUCAUGAAAUCUUCAAACUCUUGGACAUGUUCUUGAUUUCCCCGCUCCUUUAGUUUGUCCUUGACCAUGGAAAAUAAAUCCCCGUCUUUGGAAGGUAACUCCAAUACUGCCGCGGGUACCAACAACGUCAAGGAUCGCACAUGUUCGGGGAAUUCCGCCGCGUACAAGGUCGCCAAUAAGCCACCAAAAGAGUGCCCCACGAGAUCCAUUUUCUCCACUCCGAGCCGCCGUCGAACGCGUUCCACAUCCCCCACUUGCGCGCCAAUUCCCAAAUCUUGUUCGAUAAUCUUGAUUCCAGGCCACAUGCCCGGGGAUGGAAAUUUGCGGUGAAUACGUGUGGAGUGUCCACAUCCCCGGGCGUGAUACAAGUACAGAUUUGCUAGGUCAGAAUCAGAGGCAAUCUUCCAGGGUUGACUGGGAGCAAUGGCAGGACCACCAUGAAUGGCCAAAAUGGGUGAAUGAUUACUACUAGCAUUGAGUGGAGGAAAGAAAAAUAGUUCCACAUUGUUGGGCAUCAUCCAUUUAUUGUCCUUGCUGGUCUUGUUGGUGUCAUGGAGAGAAGCAUCGUCAAAACCAUCAUUCUUGGCAGCCUCGUCUCGAACCAUUCCGGGCUUGUAAGGUGCUUGUCGAAACUUUCUGUAGCACCAAUACAGGAGCGAAGUAAAUGCGAAGAUUCCCAGUGCGUAGUACAUCUUUGACUUGACUUGACUUGACUUGAAUCUACCGGUAGCUGGUGGUAUGUAUUGAUUUUUCGAUAGCAGGAAAUAGUGGGUGCUUUGGCUUUGCUCAAGAGGAUGGAGGUGAUGUGGGAGUUCUUGGACUUUCUUUCGUUCCCUCGAGCAAAGUUCGUCGACGGAUCCAAGAUCCAACCGAUUCUGGAUACAAAGAUACCACGACUCAAUGUCGGAAACCUUAACCUUCAAAACACUCCCC
Seminavis robusta is the source of this 4268-nucleotide messenger RNA. The record is from the annotation of a GenBank genome assembly. Lineage: Eukaryota; Bacillariophyta; Bacillariophyceae; Naviculales; Naviculaceae.